This is a messenger RNA of Vespa velutina, 4557 nucleotides long. RefSeq lists its product as uncharacterized. Gene Ontology annotation, molecular function: neuromedin U receptor activity. The transcript is spliced from 11 exons. NCBI's taxonomy places the organism in Eukaryota, Metazoa, Arthropoda, Insecta, Hymenoptera, Vespidae. Gene Ontology annotation, cellular component: plasma membrane. Bases 1152 to 4091 code for a protein of 979 amino acids. The record is from RefSeq and is a predicted model, not a curated record. Gene Ontology annotation, biological process: neuropeptide signaling pathway.
UUAUUUUAUUAAAAUUAUUAUUCUAUCAUAAAAAAAAAAAUUGCAAGAUUCGUUUCACUAUUUUGGCAAUUGAUAAUUCUUCGAUAAUUGUUUAGAAAACAAAAAUUGUUGAAUGUAUAUGGUAUAAUAAUCAUUGUAGUUUUUCAUAAUUAGAUUACAUAUACUACAAAUUGAGCGUAAUAUAAUAUAAUUUUUACCUUCAUCUAUUUAAAAAAAUUAAUCUACAAUAAAUUAAUUAAAAUCUAAAUAAAAUAUUGGAAAAUAUUUUACGUCACGUUUUGUCUGAACUAUAGAGUAUUUUAAAACAGUUGCAAAUUGCACAUUUUAUUAUACGGCAAUUGACGAAACAAUUUUAUAUGAGAAAAUAAAAUAUCUUAUAAGAUUAAGAAAUGACGGUAGUAUAGAUAAGACUAUGAUAUACUAUAACGAUACGAGGUAUAAUGCAUAAAUUAAUCUUAGAAAGUUUAUGUUAUUUCGAAUAAGAGAACUUAUCUUUUAUCGGCGAAAUUAGAGAGAUACAUGAUGACAUUAAAUGUUAUCACUACCGAUUAUUAAAGUCAGUGUGUUUCCGCCUGUCGACGAAGAUUGUGGGGGAAUUCUAUAACAAAAGCUUGCAAAGGGAAACGGUCACCUUCGAUAUUCUAAUUGUUUGCAAACGCGACCAUCAUAACAUUAGUUAUUCCCAAGAAUCUGUUUUUGGUCUUUCUUGAUAUACACAAGGAAAUUUUGUUUAUUAAAUAACAAUAUAAAAAAAAAUAAAAAAAAAAAAAGUAGAAAAGAUUUAUUUAUUAAAAACGUGUCACGAGAGAAUACGAUCGAACGAAUGUACAAGAGGAUCAUUUUACCGAUAAAAUGCAAUUACUCAUCAGUCCAAUCGUCAUCAAACGAAAAACAACGAUGAUAUUAGAAUUAAAAGUAGAAAAAUAAUAUGAUCAUUCAUGUUCGACAAGAAGACACAUUGCCAGCUCGAUAAGGAUCUUUUUGAAUUUGGAUUUGCUGUUCUAACGAAAGCCUAAUCCUUUUAACUUUCAAGUAUCAACGACGUUACCAGUUUUCAAGUUAGAAUGAAAAACACAGAGUGACAUUCUCGAAGAAUCUAAUUUCAUCCUACCGUUGUCAUUGUGAUAUUCAAGGAAAAUUUAUUUGCCAAGAUGGGUUGUGCAAUUUUUGACGAAGACGGUUUUUGGACCAAGAUGGAUAUAAAAAAUAUGACGGAAGCCGAAUAUCUUAAUGAAAUAUUAGGUUCGAAAUAUCUCCCUAUGAGUAUGGUAUUGCCUCUAACUACCGUUUAUGUGGCAAUUUUUGUGUCAGGAAUUUUUGGUAAUAUCGCCACUUGUACGGUUAUUGCAAAAAAUACAUCGAUGCAAACUUCAACUAACUACUAUCUCUUCAAUUUGGCUAUUUCCGACCUGACCCUACUUAUACUCGGUUUGCCGAAUGAACUCAGCGUAUUCUGGCAACAAUAUCCAUGGACUUUGGGAGUUGCACUUUGCAAGAUUAGAGCAUACGUGUCCGAAAUGUCUUCUUACGUGUCAGUUCUCACGAUAGUGGCUUUCUCCAUGGAACGAUAUUUUGCCAUUUGUCAUCCCCUUCGUGUUUAUACUAUGAGUGGAUUGAAAAGACCAAUACGCUUUAUUUUCGCCGCGUGGUCUAUUGCUUUAGUAUCAGCAAUACCGUUCGCUAUUUAUACUAAAGUCAACUAUGUCGAGUACCCUCCAAAAUCAGGGAAUUGUUCCGCCGAGUCAGCGAUCUGCGCGAUACUAUCUAAUAACAUGCCGAAUUUUCCGCUCUACGAGAUAAGCUGCAUCAUCUUUUUCUUUUUACCGAUGCUUGUUAUUCUCGUUGUUUACACAAGGAUGGGUUUGGAAAUAAAAAGGAGUAUGAGACAUACGGUUGGACCGGUCAUUCACAGCUCGAUUCAUGGAGAAACGCGACAGGUUCAAUCUAGAAAAUCCACCAUUAGAAUGUUAAGUGUCGUCGUCGUCAUGUUUUUUCUUUGUUGGGCACCCUUUCAUGCUCAGAGAUUGCUUUACGUUUAUGCAAAGGAUUCUGAUUAUUAUCCUGAUUUAAACGAAUGGCUUUAUAUUUUGAGCGGAUGCCUUUACUACUUCAGUACCACGGUAAAUCCAAUUCUUUAUAAUAUGAUGAGCGUAAAGUACAGAGAGGCUUUUAAGCAAACGAUUUGCUGUAAACGGAAAUUAAGGAAAAGCUGGACCAUUAAGCCACCCGAUCUUUGCCGAUGCAAAUCUAGCGAAGAACCUCAUCUGCCACGUUUUAGGUGCUCAAUGAGGUAUACAUUUGGCCAGGCGAAAGAAGUCUUUCGAUUUUCCUCAAAUCGAGAUCGAGUUGUUCGAGAUAGAUCUAUGUGCAACCAUUACGAUGAAAUUCGAAAGAUUAGGAAUCAGGAUUCAUCCAAAUCUCUUCUAAAUAACAAUGGACAUCCUAUUGUGCAGGAACGGAGCAGUGAGGAAAGUACAACAUCGAAAGAGAUAGUGAAAGAAUCGAUCUCAACGGCCAGUAGUAGUUUCACUAAAAGAAUUCUCUUUCUCUUCUUAUUCAUCCUCUUCGUUAAUUCGAUUAAUUUAUUCGCACAACAACAAGAGAAAAAAGAAACCCAAUAUUUAAGAGGCAUGAAUAUAUCAAGCCGUUACGCGUUACCUUUAACCAAUUUCACAAAAUUUAUGAAUCUGGAUGAAUCCGAAUAUUUGCAAAAGAAAUUGGGUUCGAAGCAUUUGCCGCUUCAACUUGUUUUACCUAUUACUUUUGUUUACGUUAUUAUCUUCGUUACCGGCGUUUUCGGGAAUAUCAUGACAUGCAUUGUUAUUAAGAAGAAACCGAUGAUGCAAACCGCUACGAAUUAUUAUCUCUUUAAUUUGGCCAUCUCGGAUCUUCUUUUAUUAGUUCUAGGUUUACCCAAUGAAUUGAGUAUAUUCUGGGAACAAUAUCCAUGGCAGUUAGGAUUGUGCAUGUGUAAAUUGCGAGCUUUUGUAUCCGAAAUGUCAUCUUACGCGUCGGUACUUACGAUAGUGGCAUUUUCCUUGGAAAGAUAUUUGGCGAUUUGUCAUCCAUUGCAUCUCUAUACAAUGAGCGGUUUAAAGAGACCUGUUAGAUUCAUUCUUGGAGUCUGGCUAGUGGCUUUGAUCUUUGCAAUACCAUUUGCAGUUUACACCACUAUCAAUUACAUCGAAUAUCCUCCAGGUGUUAUUUCAUUACAAGAUAUUUCAUUCCUCAUUAUUGUAUUUAACUUUUUUUCUUUUUUUUUUUUUUUUUUUCUUGAUCGACGUUCAGAAUCAGGAAGAUACUCCGAGGAUUCAGCAGUAUGUGCGAUGUUUUUACAAAACAUGCCGGAUUUUCCUCUUUACGAAUUAAGCUGCUUGAUAUUCUUUCUCAUUCCCAUGAUGUUCAUAAUGAUUCUCUACGUACGAAUGUGUCUCCGAAUACAAAGAAACACGCUUGGUCGCAGUAUCGAGGGUUCGGUCCACGGCGAAACGAGACAAGCACACUCACGGAAAGCUAUCGUACGCAUGCUUAUUGCCGUUGUGAUAAUGUUCUUCGUUUGCUGGGCACCAUUUCAUGCACAACGAUUGCUUUACGUCUAUCGAACGUCGUACUUCGACGAUAUAAAUGAAUGGUUGCAUCCAUUGAGUGGAUGCCUUUAUUACUUCAGUACAACCGUUAAUCCGAUUUUAUAUAAUGUGAUGAGCGCAAAAUACAGGACAGCAUUUAAAGAAACGUUAUGGUGUUCGUCUGUCAAUCUUUCUACGUCAUCGGAUGGUAAUAAUAGCGUCACAGUUUAUGAUUGUGAAACUGGAAAAGAAUUUCGUAUGAUGCGUGUAAGGAGUUUUCGUUACAGAAGGAGUAUCAAAAGAUAUGAUUCGAGCGAACAGACAAACAUCUUACAACGAUCUUUAAGGAAUAACGAGGACUACGGAAGAAGUUCACCGACCGAGACUUUUAUCGACGAUGAUCCAUCGAUCAUCGCAUCGAUAGAACUUAGGAGAUCAUCGCUGGUCGUACAAUCGUAUAACGGACGAACGAAAUGUUGGACGACCAAAAAGGAAAGGGCCUCUUCAAAAGAAACGCACAUUUGAUCCGGGCCUUAUUUUUUUAGACGAAAGGAUUCGUUCGAUAAGUUUAUAUCUACAAACGCGGGAAAAUUAAUGGAGAUAGAUAAAUCAGAUGAGGUCUUUUUUUGACUCCCUUCGAUACUUCAUAUGAAAGAUGAUUUUCUUUUGAUGGACCAAUUUGAUUUUUCUUUAUGAAUAUAAAAUUUCGUAAGGAUAUCACGUUUGUACAAGUUACGCUUGGAUUUUUUCUAAUAAAGACGAGGAACGAUCAAUUGAAAUCUAUUAAAUUCUUGAGAAUUGUUUAUUUUCGUAGAUUAAAUUUUAAAUACAAAAAAAAUUAAUGUACCUUUCAUGCCCUUACAUAUGAAUCGAAGAAUAAACUGUAUGUAUACAAUUUUUAUUUAUUAUACCAUUCAAUAAUCGUAUAUAUAUAUAUAUGUACAUAUAUACGAUAUUGUACUGUUCGUAAUUUCACAAUUGAAUAGCAAUC